Molecule: messenger RNA, 1365 nt
Organism: Misgurnus anguillicaudatus (oriental weatherfish)
Lineage: Eukaryota; Metazoa; Chordata; Actinopteri; Cypriniformes; Cobitidae
Gene: slc35c1
Product: solute carrier family 35 member C1
Source: RefSeq, a predicted model, not a curated record
ACUGAAACCAUUGUUCGUGAGGUGGUUUCACCUGUUUGUUUUCUUUAAAACGUGUUCUUAAAGCAAAGGAGGAGUUUAAAUAAUAAAAUCACCAAUCACUUCCUGUUUGAAAGUACAAAUGUUUAGGAGCUAACGUGUUCUGAUGUACAGUAAGGACUCAACUGAAACGAUCCAGGAUAUUAAGAAUGGCCCUCGCAGACCCCAUGCACCCGGAGGAGAAAGACGAGCCGUUCAUUGUGAAGGCGUUCAAGAUCUUUAUCGUCGUGACUCUCUACUGGUUUAUCUCCAUUACCAUGGUGUUCCUCAAUAACUAUCUGUUAGACAACAAGGACUUGGAUGCGCCACUAUUCGUCACUUUUUUCCAGUGUUUUGUCACUGUUGGAUUGUGUUUGCUCAUGAACUUUCUGGCAAAGCUUUGUCCGGGAUACGUGGAUUUCCCGUCACUGAAGCUGGAUCUGCGGGUGUCCAGAGAAUUGUUGCCUCUGUCCAUUGUUUUUAUCGGCAUGAUCACAUUUAAUAAUCUGUGUCUGAAGCACGUGGGUGUGGCCUUCUACACUGUUGGCCGAUCGCUUACAACCGUAUUUAACGUCAUUUUGUCGUACUUGAUGCUAAAACAAACAACGUCAUAUUACGCGUUGGCGUGUUGUGGAGUUAUUCUGGGUGGCUUCUGGCUUGGUGUGGAUCAGGAAGGGGUGGCCGGCUCUCUGUCCUAUACGGGUGUCAUGUUUGGCGUCCUGGCCAGUCUCUGUGUUUCUCUUAAUGCCAUCUACACAAAGAAAGUGUUGCCAGUGGUGGAUGGAAAUAUAUGGAAGCUCUCCUACUACAACAACCUCAAUGCCACUAUACUUUUUAUACCCCUCGUCAUCGUAUUCGGCGAAUUGGGAAGUUUGUUUCGAUUUAGUCGACUGACAGAUUUACAUUUUUGGGGCAUGAUGACCGUGGGCGGAAUCUUUGGCUUUGCCAUCGGUUACGUAACGGGACUUCAGAUUAAGUUCACCAGCCCGUUGACACACAAUGUAUCUGGCACAGCCAAAUCCUGCGCUCAGACCGUGUUGGCCGUUGCAUACUGGGCGUCCAGUAAAAGUGUACUGUGGUGGACGAGCAACAUAAUGGUUCUGGGUGGAUCUUUCGCUUACACCUGGGUCAAAGGACUUGAGAUGAAAAAAGUUCAGGUGCCGGUGGAGACACAAAACGACACUCCUCAGAAAAGUAAAGAAGACUUGGGGGUGUAGAGAUUUUUUGUGCUAAAAAUGCCUUAAUUAGAGAGACUAUUUGUUUUGCAUAUCCGUCUGUUUUAUAUGAUCAUUUGAUGUAUUUAUUUUAUUGUCAAUGGCAUUGUAGUAUAAAUAAAAAUGGCUAAAGCAA